AUGGAAAACUUACUCGAUCAAAUCAAAGCGAUAGCAGAGGGCGUGGAUGAACAAACCCGCCGGGCGAUUACCGAGAGCCUGCGCAAAUUGAGCAUAUCCUUGGAAGAUUCUGAAGACACUGUAGAGAGGAUUGCCUUCGCGCCUCUGCAGUUGUUUGCAGCAAAGAUCGGCGUCGACCUCCAUAUAUUCCGACGACUCGCAGCUGUUGAAUCAUCUACUGGCCUAGAAACACUGGCUCAUGAAACCCAAGCCGACCCAUUACUACUCGGGCGGCUGCUGCGCUACUGGGCCAGCGUCUCGAUGCUUACGGAGGUUGAUGUCGACACUUUCGCUGCUAAUAACAUCACGAAAGUCUUGGCCUCACCAAAGGGAGAAAGCUACGUCCGUGUUUACUAUGAGCUUGUUUCCCCCGUCUUCUACGAGCUACCAAAGUUUCUUGAGAGAACCGGCUAUGUGAACCCGACAAACCCCUCAGAGCUCCCUCUGCAAGAUGCAUACGGAUUCGAUGGGGACAUGUUUGCUUAUUUUGAGACCUUCCCGCAAAAACAAGCCCUUUUCAAUACGCACAUGGAACUGCAAAGAAACCUGAUAACAAAUUGGGACACUCUUUGCUCCCUCAUCCGAAGCAAGCAUCCUGUUCCUGGGGAGGUACUCUUUGUCGAUGUCGGAGGGGGCAACGGCCAUCAGUCCCGACGCAUUCGAGCGGAGCUUCCCGACGUUCCUGGUGAGAUGAUUUUGCAGGAUCUUCCUCAGGUCAUGGCAAGUGCAGAGUCCAUAACAGGGGUGACGAAAAUGAACUAUGAUAUCUUUACUCCGCAGCCCGUUCGCGGUAAGCUUGUCAGACACAAGAAGGCAACCUGGGAUGAAAGCUGA
This is a messenger RNA of Penicillium chermesinum, 873 nucleotides long. Its product is annotated as o-methyltransferase-like protein. The transcript has 3 exons. Bases 1 to 873 code for a protein of 290 amino acids. Gene Ontology annotation, molecular function: O-methyltransferase activity. Lineage: Eukaryota; Fungi; Ascomycota; Eurotiomycetes; Eurotiales; Aspergillaceae. The record is from RefSeq and is a predicted model, not a curated record.